Molecule: messenger RNA, 922 nt
Organism: Leptinotarsa decemlineata (Colorado potato beetle)
Lineage: Eukaryota; Metazoa; Arthropoda; Insecta; Coleoptera; Chrysomelidae
Gene: Bin1
Product: histone deacetylase complex subunit SAP18
Biological process (GO): negative regulation of DNA-templated transcription
Cellular component (GO): nucleus
Molecular function (GO): transcription factor binding; transcription corepressor activity
Source: RefSeq, a predicted model, not a curated record
UCCAAGACAGAACACUAACACUGCUAGUAUCGUAACCUCACAAAUAUCUUGUUGUGCUUUCAUAUUAUAUGUGAAAAUUGAUGCUAUCCUUUCAUAAAAAAUUGUUUUCAAAAACAAUAUUUCUAUCGGAGUCCUGAAUUUUGGACCCAUCUUUUUUUAGAAAAUACUAGAGCGCUAUGGCUGGAGUAGAACUAGUUAUUGAAGAAAAAAAAGAUGAUACAGUAGACAGGCAGAAGGUAUGCCCAUUCUUGUUGCGAGUUUUCGUAUCUUCCACAGGAUCCCACCAUAAACCCUCCGAUUAUAUGAAGGGUAACUCUCCACAAAAUGAACUUCAAGUUUAUACUUGGCGAGAUGCAACUUUACAUGAACUUACCCAGCUCGUCAAAGAAGUAAAUCCUGAAGCAAGAAGAAAAGGGACUAAAUUCAGUUUUGCUUUUGUUUAUCCUGAUAUUAGACAGCCGGUAUAUCGCAUACGAGAAAUAGGUAGUACAAUGACUGGUGUAAAAGGGCCAGAUGAUUUGAAGACUCUUGGUCAACUCCGUCUGAACAUUGGUGACUAUGUGGAUAUAGCUAUUACACCCCCUGAUUCAUGGAACAAUGUCAGGAAAGGAUACAAUAAUAGUUAUAACAAUAGGUCAAGACCAUAUUAAUUAAUCCUUGAUAUUGAAUUUAUCUAAUAAGUUAUCUUAUGGUUUUUGAAAGUGAUUUUUCUUGAAGUUUGUUAUUUGAUCUGUUGUUUUAGAAAUUUCAGAAUUGAUUUUAAUUUUGGUUAUCUUGACACUAUCAUUUAAUGAUAUAGCUUGUGAAUAUUUAUAAAGGUACCAAUUUAUCCCAAGAAAAUGCAAAAGUUCACACCAUUUAUUGAUUUCAGUAUGUAAAUGUAAAAGAAAACACUAAAAAAUAAAAUAAGUUCAUUUUAGAA